AGUGAAAGCCCCAGUUGCUGAGAGGACCAGGAGACGCGCCGGCCGAGGCUGCAGAGGCUGCCGCGGGGCCCGGACUAGGGUGAUGGAGAACGGAGCGGUGUACAGCCCCACUACCGAGGAGAACCCAGGCCCUGCCAGGGGCGCCCGGAGCGGCCUGGCCGCCUACUGCUCCCUGGGCCGGCUGCCUUUGCUCCGGCGCUUCCUCAAAGGCUCGCAGCUGCUGCUGUCCCUGCUGGCCUUCAUCUGUGAAGAAGUUGUGUCGCAGUGCACGCUGUGUGGAGGACUUUACUUCUUUGAGUUCGUGAGCUGCAGUGCCUUUCUUCUGAGUCUGCUGCUGCUGAUCGUGUAUUGCACUCCAGUUUACAACAGAGUUGAUGCCCUGAAAGUGAAAUCAUCGGAUUUUUAUAUUACCUUGGGGACAGGCUGUGUAUUUUUGCUGGCAUCCAUCAUUUUUGUCUUCACGCAUAGCAAGACCUCAGCUGAACUUGCAGCAGUAGUGUUUGGAUUUCUGGCAAGUUUUAUGUUCCUGUUGGACUUUGCCGUGAUGUUCUAUGAGAAGCAGCAGGAGUCCCAGUUGAGAAAGCCCGAGAGUACCGCGAGGGCGGAGACGCUCACCGAGCCCCUGAAUGCUUAAAGACUUGAAGCGGAAGCAGGUGGAGUGGAAGGUAGCUGCUUUUGUGGUCUCCGGGCCCCGGUAGGAGCUCAUGGAGGAUCUGGGCU
Ochotona princeps (American pika) is the source of this 720-nucleotide messenger RNA. RefSeq names its product CKLF like MARVEL transmembrane domain containing 6 (gene CMTM6). The record is from RefSeq and is a predicted model, not a curated record. Bases 83 to 634 code for a protein of 183 amino acids. The transcript is spliced from 4 exons. Lineage: Eukaryota; Metazoa; Chordata; Mammalia; Lagomorpha; Ochotonidae. Gene Ontology annotation, cellular component: membrane.